AUGUCUGACAUUGUCAAGAAGUAUAAUGCUGGUACCAACCAUGCAUCGAGUGGAAUCAAUGCCAAGAGGAUUGAGGAGGAUGAGGAGGGAAUUAGAGUACCAGAGUUAAAGGCAUCAGUACCACAGGCUAUACAGAGAGCCCGUGUCAAUCUCAAGAUGACACAGAAGGAUCUUGCUGCCAAGAUCUACGAGAGACAAUCAGUCGUCAACGACUAUGAGAAUGGCACUGCAAUCCCAUCAGUUGCCAUCUUGGCCAAGAUGGAGAAGGUCUUGGGUGUCAAGCUCAGAGGAAAGGACAUUGGUCAUCCCAUCGCUGCCCCAGCUCACAAGUAG
Molecule: messenger RNA, 333 nt
Organism: Acytostelium subglobosum LB1
Lineage: Eukaryota; Evosea; Eumycetozoa; Acytosteliales; Acytosteliaceae
Exons: 2
Coding region: 1-333 (110 amino acids)
Cellular component (GO): nucleus
Molecular function (GO): DNA binding
Source: RefSeq, a predicted model, not a curated record